This is a messenger RNA of Paramecium sonneborni, 1013 nucleotides long. The record is from the annotation of a GenBank genome assembly. NCBI's taxonomy places the organism in Eukaryota, Ciliophora, Oligohymenophorea, Peniculida, Parameciidae.
AUGGAAAACAAUAAUGAUAUUCCAACAAUGCUAAAAUCAAAUUUGUAAACCAAUAGACGAUCUCUUAAGAUUUCAGUGGUACAUCCAACAGAUGAAUCCCUAACUAAUGUUUAAGAUGAAGAGAGAUUUUUGUACGAGAAACGUUAAUGGGAAAUAAUUCCCUAAUCUGUUUCUUUGGAAAAUAUUCAAAAAGAGCAAAUGGAAAGAUACAAAGGUGAAUGGAACUGGGGUGUAUUUGUAGAGUUUUUUUUAUACCAUUAGGUAUGAUUUACUUUUUGGAUUUUAGAUUUUCUUCACAAUUUUGGGACCAUUUAUGGUAAUAUUAUUUAGUGUAUGGCCUGGUAUGACACUAAUGAGAAACAUGAAAUUUUAUGGAAAUUCAAUGGCUUUUUAUAUGUAAACUUUGUUAUGGUUUGGAUCUGUAAUAGGAGGUUUAGGAUAUUUUUUAUGGGAUGAAAGUUUAAUAACAUUGACUGAAAUUUUAUUUUUAUGGUAUGCAUUAACAAUUCGAAGUGUUGUAAUAGCAGCAAAAUAUGCUACUUUUAGUAGGAGCGUAAUAAUGUUAUACAAAAGUACAUUGUUACCAGAAGAUGUUUUUUCAUUUGAUCUUAUGAUGGGAGAAUGGAGAGAAUAAUCUCCUAAGAUUCUGUUUUUAGAACCUUAUCGUUCUCUCUUACGUUAUUAAUUUGAAAUCUCUCUAUUUAAGAUGGAUUUUAUAGUGUAGCCACAUUAAGAAACAAAAGUUGCCAUAGCUAAAGUUGAUAUCAAUUUUUAUAAAGACACAGGAAUUUCUUUAGAUAAUGAUGAGUAUUCAGGUUUUAAAUUAUUUGGCUACUUAGUAAGUCAUUAUCAAAUUAAAAAUUCACCAAAUACUCAUCUAUUAAUAUGUGUAUUAGAAGCUUUUAUACUUUCGACAACCCCAAUUUGGUUGAGAAUUGGACAAUUAUUAAAUUCUGUUCAAGCCUUGGAUAUGUUUCGAAUGGGUAUUGAUUUUAAUAUAAAUUAAGUGUUGA